GACGCACACAGGCGCUGACAGAGCUCUCCGCUCCCCUCGCUGGCCACAUCUCACUCUCUGUUUUGUGCCCUUGGAGCCCACAGCCUCCCGGCUGUGUGUCUGCGGCGGGUGCUGAGCGGGACUCUGCGGUAAGGUGCGGGCUUCCCGCGUCUGUCUCUGCGGUGCUGCCUCUGCUGCAAGCGAUCUCUCUGCGGAGUGUGAGCACACUGGCCCUGCCUGCAGCGCCCACAUGGAUGUGAAGGAAGCAGAGGAUUUGGGCAGUGCCCAGCCAAUCACCAUCCAGGCCUUUGCUAGUGGUUCUACCCUCCACGGCGUUGCCCACAUCUUCUCAUACGAGCGCUUCUCAUGCCGACGGCUAAUCUGGAUACUGUGUUUCCUUGGAUCUUUGUCUCUUCUGCUGUUUGUGUGCACCGAGAGGAUCGUCUAUUACUUUGAUUACCCACAUGUCACUAAACUGGAUGAGAUUUCAGCUCCCAAGAUGACCUUUCCAGCUGUGACCUUCUGUAACCUCAAUGAGUUCCGCUUCAGCCGUGUGACAAAAAAUGACCUGUACCAUGCCGGGGAGCUUCUGAGUCUGCUAAAUAAUCGCUAUGAGCUCCCUGAUUCUCAGUUGGCAGAUGAGAAAGUUAUGGAAAUCCUGCAUGAGAAGGCUAACUUCCGCAACUUUAAGCCAAAGCCCUUUAAUAUGCGGGAGUUCUAUGACCGAGCUGGACAUGACAUCCGUGACAUGCUUCUAAACUGCAAGUUCCGAGGAGAAGAAUGCAGUGCUGAUGACUUCACUCCGGUGUUUACAAGAUACGGCAAGUGUUACACCUUCAACUCAGGACAAAAUGGACGACCUCCACUAAUUACUACUAAAGGUGGCACAGGGAAUGGCUUAGAGUUAAUGCUGGACAUCCAGCAAGAUGAAUACCUGCCAGUGUGGGGAGAAACAGAUGAGACAUCCUUCGAAGCAGGGAUCAAGGUGCAGAUUCAUAGUCAGGAUGAGCCUCCCUUCAUUGACCAGUUGGGUUUCGGAGUAGCUCCUGGAUUCCAGACAUUUGUAUCUUGCCAAGAGCAACGGCUUGUAUACCUGCCCCCUCCUUGGGGAGACUGUAAAUCCAGUGCCAUGGACUCCGAGUUCUUUGACACGUACAGUAUCUCUGCCUGUCGGAUAGACUGUGAGACACGUUACUUGGUGGAGAACUGUAACUGUCGCAUGGUGCAUAUGCCAGGAGACGCUUCAUACUGUACUCCAGAGCUGUACAAAGAAUGUGCAGAUCCCGCACUUGAUUUCCUGGUGGAGAAAGAUAAUGAAUUCUGUGUAUGUGAAACUCCAUGUAACAUGACUCGAUUUGGCAAGGAGCUGUCCAUGGUGAAAAUCCCCAGCAAAGCUUCAGCACGGUAUCUGGCCAAGAAAUACAACAAGAGCGAGCAGUACAUACUUGAGAAUAUUUUGGUCCUGGAUAUUUUCUUUGAAGCGCUAAACUAUGAAACCAUUGAACAGAAGAAAGCGUAUGAAGUGGCUGGACUUCUGGGUGACAUUGGGGGACAAAUGGGCUUGUUUAUUGGAGCGAGUAUCCUAACGGUUCUGGAGCUUUUUGACUACGCCUAUGAAGUUUUGAGGCACAAGCUUUGUGGGGGCGCUAAAUGUGGAAAGGAUUCAAAACGCAACAACACUGACAAAGGAGUAACAUUAAGUAUGGAUGAUGUUAAGCGCCAUGCUCCCUGUGAGGGUGUGCGAGGUCACCCAACUGGGAUGAGUUACACAGCCAACAUUCUGCCCCACCAUGCGGUGCGUGGAGCAUUCGAGGACUUUACUUGCUGAGACAAUGUGAGAGAUGGAUGGGAGAGCAAAACCUUUGACUGAAAGUAAUCAACAGCAUAA
Messenger RNA from Spea bombifrons (plains spadefoot toad), 1867 nucleotides. RefSeq names its product acid sensing ion channel subunit 1 (gene ASIC1). Gene Ontology annotation, cellular component: membrane. Gene Ontology annotation, biological process: sodium ion transmembrane transport. The transcript has 12 exons. The record is from RefSeq and is a predicted model, not a curated record. The coding region runs from base 230 to 1807 and encodes 525 amino acids. NCBI's taxonomy places the organism in Eukaryota, Metazoa, Chordata, Amphibia, Anura, Pelobatidae.